Molecule: messenger RNA, 4439 nt
Organism: Micropterus dolomieu (smallmouth bass)
Lineage: Eukaryota; Metazoa; Chordata; Actinopteri; Centrarchiformes; Centrarchidae
Gene: heatr6
Product: HEAT repeat containing 6
Exons: 20
Coding region: 12-3650 (1212 amino acids)
Source: RefSeq, a predicted model, not a curated record
AGUGCAAAAGUAUGGCUGCUCAAACCGGGUUGUCACCACAGGCUCAUGUGAGGCGCAGCGAUGUCCCCGUUUUCCCCGCUGUGGCUCUGUCCGCGGAGGCCGCCCCGUUCACGCCGCUCCGUACGGACGGCUGGCAGCUCGGCUCACUGUCGGACGCCGAGAAACAGUUUUCCCGCUGCGCCGCGAGGCUCAGAGCCCUGCGAGCAGACUCGGACCAGCUCAGAGAGGAGCUCAACCUGCUGUUCGACCAGCUCCUUUCCGAAAACUACAACAAAACCUUCGAGCCCAGUAUCAACAUCCGACCAGAGGACGUGUGCAGUUUGUUGAAACACGUCAGUUGUCUUGUGCCACUGAGUCAAGAACAUCUAGUCAUCAAACUCUGCCAGCUGGUGCAUCAUCUGCUCAAUCAGCUAAAGGUGAUAAUGGAUGAGAAGACAUUGGAUGUGUUGGUGAACUAUACCGCCAGUGCGCUGAAAGUGUGCAGUACGUGGACACACUCGGAUAUCCUCCUGGCACUCUCCACAAUAGUGUAUGGGAAUGGACCUCAGUGCCACCAUCACCUCAGCAACUUGUUGGGUGAAGAUGGAGUCCUCCUGCUGUAUAGUUCCCCAUCUCAGGCAAAUUUGGAAUUACGCCGUGUUGCUCUUACCUGUAUGGCCAACAUCUGUCUCAGGAUCCCUGGUCAGCCACCUUUGGAUGAUCAAUACAGAAGUGUAUCUUUCAGCGUCUUCCUGAAAACACUGCAGUCACCCAGACCUCCCAACACCGAUGAGCUCUUCUACUGCAUGGUGAUCCAGGCAACACUGAAGGGACUCCAGUGUUGCCUCUCAGGUGGGAAGUGGAAGUUUGGUGGAGGAGAGGAGCUUGGGUCUGUACUGGCCUCACUUAAGAGACUCAUGUUCCAGGGAGUUCCUGGUGUGAGUGUCGAGUGGCCGCCUGUGCUUUACCCAGCGCCUCUUCCUCACUACGAGGGUCUCUCUGCACUGAAACCCACGGAACCACCAAAACCCUCAGAAGCACCAAAGGAUGCCGCUGUGCCAGGCAAGACCUCAGGGAAUAAAAAGAGGAAACCCAGAGGAAAGGGGAAGAAGAUGAGCACAGAGGAGAGCAGAGGGGACGAUGGAGAGGAAGAUGAACGAGAGGCAGUGUCUGCACUUGAGAAAGGGGGGAGAGAGGGAGGCAGAGUCGAGGGGGAGUCCUGGUCUAAACCCUCUGCCCCUUCUCUCUACCCCUCCUGGAAAAGAACCAGCUCUGACUCUGAGUUUUCCGACCCAGAAGGCAAUGCACAGAGUAAAUUAAGGCUUUACCACGGUCGGGUGCGUCAGGCAGCACUGCACUGUCUUCUAGCGGUGAUGAAAGGUGUAGAGAAGAGGACUCUGUACGGGUACUGGUCCUCCUUUAUCCCUGACUCUCCGAUUGGGGGACCGCCGCCUCUAACUCUUCUCACAAUUAUACUGAAGGACCCCUCGCCAAAGGUGCGUGCUAGCGCACUUCAGGUGUUGUCGGCCAUGCUGGAUGGCUCCCGUCAGUUCCUGGCCGUGGCUGAAGAUACGGCGUCUCCUCGUACAUCUUACACCCCUUUCUCCUUCUCGCUGGCCACUGCCGUCAGAGAACUGCACCGCUCUCUCAGUCUGGCUCUGCUGGCUGAGACCUCGCCUCAGACCCUCACACAGGUCAUAAAGUGUCUGGCCUACCUGGUGGCGAACGCUCCCUACCACCGUCUCAGACCUGGUCUGCUCGGCCCGCUCUGGAAGCAGCUGCGUCCCUAUGUGCGCCACAGAGACGUGAAUGUCCGAGUGUCAGUCUUGACACUUUAUGGGGCCCUGGUGACGACUCAGGCUCCUCUCCCUGAGGUGCAGCUCCUCCUCCGACAGCCGGAGGGCAGCAGUUCUGGCUCUUUCUCGCCGCAGGACUCUGCUCUCAGCUGGAGACAAAGAGACGGCGUGUCCUCGCCCUCUCAUGCACCAUUCACACCCUCCCAGCAGAGCUCACGCACACACUCCCCCCGCGUUCCCCGCACGCCGGUGGAGGAGGACAGCGCCCCGCCAUGGCUGCUGCAGCUGUGUGUGUUGCUGGUGACUCAGCCCAGAGAGGACCAAUCAGAUGGCGAGGGAGCGGGGACAGGAGAAGGCGCCGCUUUAGAGCCCUCCCCUGUCCGACUAGAAGCUCUACAGGUCAUGUCCCACCUGGUGCGUGGGUAUUUCUCUCUAGCCCAAGCAUGUCUGUGUGAGAUCGGGCACGUGAGCGCUCGCUGUCUCGGGGAGACAGACCCCUCCAUACAACUGCACGGAGCAAAGUUACUAGAGGAGUUGGGGACAGGAAUAAUCCAGCAGUACAGAGCAGAGAACAACGUGCCAGAGAGCUCACAAGUCCCUAUGAGUCAAGUGGUGCUGUUUUGGUCAGAAGUCUUGAGUGGUCCGCUGAACGGAGCACUGCAGAACGAACAGCAUCCCACGCUGCAGACGAGCGCCUGCGACACGCUCUCCACCAUCCUGCCACAGGCCUUCGCACAGCUGCCCGACAAGACCCAGCUGAUGUGCAUCACCAUGCUGCUGGGGCUUACCUACAGUGAAAACUAUCUGGUGAAGACUGCAGCUGUCAGGGCGUUGGGAGUCUACAUACUGUUCCCCUGUCUGAGAGAGGAUGUGAUGUUCGUGGCAGACACAGCAAACACUAUCCUUGCUGCCCUAGAUGAUCGCUCUCCAAAUGUCCGUGCCAAGGCUGCCUGGUCCCUAGGCAACCUCACAGACACUCUUAUAGUUAACAUGGAGAGUGUAGGUGUGGACUUCCAAGAAGAGUUAUCAGACAUGCUGCUGCUCAAGAUGUUGCAGGCAGCCACCCGAGCAUCGGCCGACAAAGACAGAGUGAAGUCUAACGCAGUGCGUGCACUCGGGAAUCUGCUUCAUUUCCUGCGUCACAGUCAGCUGACCCGGUCUGCGUUCCAGCGCCCGCUGGAAGACGCAGUCCGUGCUCUGGUUAAAACUGUCCAAUCAGAAGCCACUAUGAAGGUCCGAUGGAAUGCUUGCUAUGCAUUGGGAAAUGCUUUCAGAAACCCUGCCCUGCCGCUCAACUCGGCCCCGUGGUCUAGCGAUGCGUUCUCCUCUCUCUGCCAUGUCGUCACUUCCUGUAAGAACUUCAAGGUGCGGAUCAAGUCUGCCGCUGCCCUGGCAGUCCCCGCCCACCGCGGCUGCUACGGGGACACGAAGCGCUUCAGCUGCGUGUGGCGUUCCCUGGCCACGGCCCUGGAGAACAGCGAAGACACAAACGACUUCUUAGAGUACCGCUAUAGUGCCAGCCUGCGACACACACUCUCACAAGCUCUCCUACACCUGCUCAGCGUCAGCCAGUCACAGGACAUGCCUGCACUCGGGGCAUCGCUGGCCGGGGAGGAGGGGAGGGGCAUCAAAGAGCAUUUGAUCAAAUAUCUCAGAGCAGAGGAUGGAGGAGGAGAGGGGGCACAGGGAGAGAAAGACACAGGGGGGGAUGGUUUCACCCCUCAGCAGAGAAUCGGAGGUCUGCAGCAGACCCUGAUCAGACUGAAGGUGUUGAAGGCUGAAGAGGAGGGACGGGGAGAGGAGGAGAGAGGUAAAGAGGUGGUGGUGGUGGUUAAUUUCCUGGAGGAUUUGUUAAGGACCUGUGAAGAGCUGUAAGGAGUCUCUUUCCAGCUGCAGCGGUGGCUUUCAGAAAACUAAGAUCACACUGGUCUUUAAGGUUGAACAGAUCAGAGCGAGCUGACAGUCGGAGAAGAAACAUCCAACCACAAACUAACUGAUGACCAGAGGCAAAGAUUCUGUAACCAGCUUUGCCAUAAUGUAAUCUAAGGACAUCACAAGGAACCACAAGACUGCCUUGAAAUUCUCAAGGCCAUCUAGGAUUAUGUACAUUAAUACAUUUUGAAGCUGGCAGUGCUUUUUUAUAUCUUUUUAUCUGUCAAAUUACACUUGCACUCUUCUGUGGAUUAACUUGUGAUAAACAAUGACAUGUAGAGAAAUUACAUUUUGAGAACAAAUGUAUAGACCAACCAAAUUAAUAUUAGAGCUGGUUGAUAAUUUAUCAUUUAAUGACUGUUCAGUGUAUUCAUAUUGUGUCGACAUCAACAUAUUGUAUCAUUGUUUAACAAAUUAAGUUAAUUAUUUAUUGUUUUACAUUUGUGGAGAGUUAUGUCUGAGGUGAUGCAUAACAGUGGAACAUGGUUGAUUGCAUUGUACAUGAAUUUGAUUGUUUUGUCAUUUACAAAAAUCUGCCAUAUCGAGACAUAUGUUGAUGUUUGAAAAAUAUUUUUUAAAACAUUAGUGAUAUUGCCCAGCCAUAAUUCAGAUUAUGAGGUACACUACUUUGUCUGUGUCAACACAGCAAUCAUGACGCUGACUGGACUGACAAACUGGACAUCUGCACAGUGUGGUAGAUGUUCAAAACAAUAAAUACAGUAAUUUCCCACA